AAAGCUGUAUGUAAGACCACGCUAUGAUCCCACGUGCGUCCCGCGUCUUUAUUCAUUCGUACAGGCGUUGGUACAGAAUAUGAAAUAUACGAACAGGCGAUGUUCUUUACCGAAUUUACCGCAUUAACGUGAUAAAAAUGUCUUCAACAACUUUAAAACCAUCCACGAAUAUCUAAAAUUAUAAAGAAAAGCAGCAAAAUUGUUGAAGGAUUGUAUUUACACUAGCUUAUGGUAUGUUUGAAUCGUUAUAAUGUUUCCACAAAACGGUAAGACACCAACUUUGUUGAGCCGUGCAAUAAAUAACCUGCAAGGCAAAUUGAAAAACAGCUUUCUCAAUGGUCAUCCACAUCACUUAGUUCCUGGUUAUAAUUUAAGUAAAAAUCCUGACGUUGAGAAUUAUGACGAGGAUCAUCUUAUGAAUAUGUUUCAAGAGUUUCCCUACGAUGCAAAUUUACCAAAGCCUCUAUUACCCCCGGCAAGACUGCCUCAGUGUGUUCUUAGAAACAGUGAUCCAGCGUUGCAGCUUCUUAAAAUUAAAUCUGAAAUCAAGGACAAUGUCAAUCAAAUAAUCAAGUAUCAUGAAACACAUAGAAAAGAUCUGAAAGUUUGCCACAAGACAAAUCUAAAGUGGACAAAAAUAGGAAAAGAUACAGUAGAAUCAUCAGUGCCAAGAUAUGUCGCUAAGUUGGCUGAAAUAAUGGAGUGUGAUCCAGAUCCUGAAUUUGAAGGGGAAUAUAACUGGUAUUAUACAGGUGGAUCUUUAGACAACUUGUGUGUCUUUGAUAGAAAUAUAUUGCUCUUUCCAUAUGCCAAUGAAUUAGUUGCUGCACCAUUAAUUGAGAAACCAAAUUCAUCGUGGAAGCCAAAUUUAAGAAUAGCAGGAAAAUGUGACCUCAGAAGUACCUUGUAUGAAGUAAAGCAUGUCGUUACUGCAGGGCGUUGUUGUAGGAUUCUCGGCAGGCAAAAGUACUCUUGUAGCUUCUAUUCCCUGAGGGAUGAUCAGGAAAAAUUGGAACUGAAUGAAAUUCACCAGGAGCUAUCAGAGUUGCCAUACAUCAGUGCGGACUUAAAUCUGAUUGAGUCUAAUAAAUAUUGUGUAGUGAAUAGUUCCCGAUCUGUGGAAUUCAAAGAUUUGAGUAAAACGAAGUGUUUGAGCUGCACAACAAUGCCGAAACAUGGAACAUUGCCAGAUAAUUGGAUGAGUAUAAAAUUCAAUAAAUCAGAUCCAAAUUUGAUAACAUUUGUUGACAGGUGUUGUCUAUAUUAUAUUGAUUUACGGAUUCCGUUGGAUGGGCCUACUUUGACUUUGUGUCCGAAGCAUAACUUGGAAAUAUGUGAGAUGAUUUCUGUGAAUUCUGCAAGCAAACAGAAUUCGUUUCAUCAAUACUUGGGAACAUAUCACAGCUUGUUGUUGUGCGACAGUCGAUUUGGAAAUUCAAGUGUUGUACAGAAAUGGACUCACCAGUUUAAAAGUCCUCCAGUUUUUUCUUCGAUUAUAGAAAGAAAUGGUGAAGAGAUUAUCACUUUAUCUAGCCAGUUGGCUGGGGAAAAUUCAAUAAUUAUUAACAAUUGGACAAGCGACACAAAAAUGCAUUCAUAUGCUUUGCCAUACAUGCCGCCAAGUACGUCAGAAACUUUGAAAGCAUGCCAAGACAUAGGAAAAUGUCUAGAACCGAACCUGAGAAACAGAUUAGAACUUUGCAAUGCUGGUACUGUGUUGAAUCUAAAUGAUAGAAAUGAUGUGACUCUGUUCACUCAGAAUUCAAUAGGUGAUAUAUUUUACCAGUGCAUAACGCACGGGAAGAUUUCAGGAAAUGAUUCAGACGUGAAUACAAAUUCUCUACUGGCAUUAGAGGCUUGGGAAGAAGCAUGUUUAGCACAGAGUAAAACUGUGAAGCCCUUAGUAAUCUCAGAAAAAGCAAGUAUGGAACAUAUAUUCAAUGAAAUGAGGAAUAAAAAUCGUCGCUUGGAACAGAAGGAACCAAAAGUACGAUGUCAUGAACCGAAGUGGUUUCAGUCAGUGGAGGAAUUAAAUUCUUACGUUGACAUUUUCGCCCCAGAACUUUUAGCAAUGUGGGACAUACGACAGGAUUCUGCCCCCUUGACUGUAACUCCGCACCAAAAAGUGUUGAGUUGGUUGGAAAAGAAAACUCCCUCUCAAAGUACGACACAGUCACAAAAUCUAACACAGUCCCAAGAAGAUACAUCGAUAAUAAACGAAUCAAACGAAAUUCUUUCUCAAGAAUUGAUUAGCGUAUCUCAAAAUGUACCACCCCAGUAUACUCUUGAUAACACUCAGAAUGAGCAAUCCUGUUAUGAUGUACCCAAAUCAAAAAAAUCUCGGAAAAAAUUGGCUACAAAGAAAAACUACAUUGCUGGUUUUUAA
This is a messenger RNA of Neodiprion virginianus, 2386 nucleotides long. RefSeq lists its product as uncharacterized. The coding region runs from base 251 to 2386 and encodes 711 amino acids. NCBI's taxonomy places the organism in Eukaryota, Metazoa, Arthropoda, Insecta, Hymenoptera, Diprionidae. The transcript is spliced from 12 exons. The record is from RefSeq and is a predicted model, not a curated record.